GCUACUUGUUAUCUCUGUCUCGACUGUUGACGUCAGCAGUCGAAUAUAAAACAGCAGGUAUAAAAGCACCACUUCAAUUCCUGGCUCCAGAAACCAGACACACCUUGAGCUCCACAAGGAUCAUACGCUCGCACCACAUUCUCUCAACGCGGAAACUGUAAAGAGGCAAUGCUGACCAGGAAGACAAGGGCAAUGCUGGUAGUGGCUGUGAUCAUGAUGAUCAUGGUGAUUGUGACGCUGCCCACGGCCACCGCUAUGGCACCGGAAGGUCCAGAAUAUCAACAAUACCAGGGGGCAGCAAGGAUUCGUAGAGACAUUGAACCUGUCAUCUGGAAUGGACAACCAUCUUACAACCCAUAUGUGGUUCGAUUUUGGGGAAAAUAGAAUAUCGUCCUUCCUCAGAAUGUGACACUUAUUGGUAGUUGUAAUCCUUAUGAAAAUAAUAAAGAAUGAAAAUAAAGCAACAUAUUUAAAUUACUAAAACUGACCCUGAAAGAUGACUUGGUAUCAUACAUCCUGGCGCUCACUUAUCAUUUUGUGCACACGAGGUAGCACUGCUGGAGUGUACGGUAAACCGGAUGUACUUGUUACAAAGAUAAUUGUCUGAUGGCGCACAGGAAUCCGGCCGUGUAAAAUCCUUUUUCAAGCCAUCAUAACUGCCACCGAGCGUUGCACUGACGGACGUUCGCAGCCAAAGAUGGUGCCAAUGACCAGAAAGAUGUCAAGGGCUGAAACAAAGAUGGUUCCUUGACAGACAUUUAUGACUAUUUCCAGCAUGUCUCGAUGGGUGCGCGGAGCUAUAUGGGCAGCGGGAUCAUGUGUGGUGUGGUGCCCCAUGUGUGUGUGUCUGAGUGGGGGUGGUGCCUGGUGGGUGUGUGCCUGUGCUGUGGGCCUCAUCACUGUAACCCUAGGCUCGGGCUACACCACUUGGACUGUCUUCAACAACCUGAUUCAACAUGGGCCACACUCCUAUCCAGUUUUUGCACAAUGCUUCAGUAUUCUGGAGCGUGUCGUUGACAGAGGCCAAACUUCCUCGUGUCCUAACCUUGAAGGAGGGAAGCACUCCAGAGUUAGCCAAACAAAAUAUGAAUAUGGAGGGAGUGGCAGUGGUGGCUCUGAACUUGUCAUGCAUGAAAUGGCGGCUACUGCUGGCUCACUCCAUUCCUUCCUGGUUCUGCCGUGGUACACCCGAGUCUCACCUGAUACUCAUCAUUCAUAUCAGAUUAAGGAUGUGCUGGAAGAGAUGCUGGGCAACAUGUGCUGCCGAGUGCAAGAGUCCGGCAGCAUCACACACACGACCGCAAGCAUCCUUCAGAUUUACCUUCAGCAUUACCGCCAAUUCCAGCGAGCUGUAAAAAAAGUGUCCAAGAAGCACAAAGACUUUGAAAUGUUCAGCAAAAUUGGUUUAGAAGAGCUUCAAGCCAAGUAUAAACCUUUACAUCCAGCCCUGAAAAGUCAAGAGUCCCUGAAAUUGUAUUAUCGUAAGUUAGCACAAGCUCUCCUGCUACACUAUCUGCCUGUUGAGGUGACACGUUGUGACCUCAUUCUGAUCUCACUGAGAGACCUCUUUGCUCAAAAUGUUUUGCGGGCCUUUGUGGACCUUCUUUGUGAUACUCAGUGGCUUAAUAGUACGCUGACUGAAAUUCUCUCAGGAGGGAUGGAAGAUGUACAAAACAGAAAUGGCCAGCAUAAAAGAAGCUCACCAAGAGAAGAAAAUAUAAAAAUACCCAAGUCUUUAGAGGGGCUAACAAGUGCUCCACAAGUGAUCAGUGAUGAGAGGGCAUUGCAUACUGGUCUUCCCUCCAUUGAAGAGGAAACACUCUCUGAAUUGCAACAAUUGAAUCCUGCAAGAUCUCAAUCUACUCAACUCAGUGAAGGGUCUUCAAAUUCUUUGGAUAAUAAAGAUGAUGAAAAAAAGUUUGAAAAUGCUGAAGAACUAGUAGAAUAUGUUAGGAGUUCUAGCCUUGAGAAGAAAGAAAGCAGUGAGGAAGAAGAUUAUAAAACAGUCUCCUCAGCCUUGGGCACACUAAUCUCUACAACUGCUGGGCCGCUGCUACCUGACUCGUCGUCUCCUCCUUACCAGCCUCUUGUUAGCAAGAUGUGGGAGAGUCCUAUAGAAGAUAAGUGCUUUGUUGACAUUCCUCCUGUGAAAAAGAAGAAAAAUCCCUUUUCUCGCAAUGUAGUAGAGGGGAUGAAGGAAGAAGACUACAAGAUGCUCUGCUGUUCCACCACAACUAGUGAUAAGAAUGUAAAGGAAGUAUCUAGUCCAUCAUCCAUUGCUGAAAACUCCUUAGUGCCAAAGAUAAGUGAAAUAAGUCAGAAGGGCAGCAUUGAGAUAAAAAUUGAAGACAGUGAAGCUACUAUUAAGGGACCUGAUGGAAAAACUCUAGUACCAAAUAUGAGAGACAUUCCUCGCAGUAAGAGCUGUGGAAAUCUUAUCGAUAAUGGUGAAGAAAGUGCAACUUUGGGUGUUGAAACAAAAACAUUGCAUUCAUCACUGGGAGAAUUAGACCAUGUAGAAACUAAGGAAAUUAGAGAUACUGAAAGAAAGGAAUCCAUUGAAAAUAAUAAUGAUGAUGUUGCUAAUAGAAAAGAAAAGGGUCACUUGAUUAAGAUGCUUUCAUUUGAUAAGAAUGAUGGAAUUGAUGAGGUUUCCCUAGAAAAUGAGAAGCUAACUUCCAAAGAGUGUGACUCAGAAAAGAUGAAUCAAAGUGAAUGCUUAAAAGUGUUGCAAGCCAAGGAUGAUGCUUCUCGUUUGUCCACGACUCCAGAUCAGAGCCAGUCUUCUCACACAGCACCCACAGUGACACCUACCAAGGAGAGUGAUCCCCCAGGAACCUUAGAAAUUCCUGACUCUCCUCCACUGGGUAAUGCUGGAUUUGGAUGGGAAAAUCCUGACCUUUCACCCAUUUAUGAAGAAAGUGAGGACUUAGCUUCAUCAAUAGCUAAACUUAGAUCCCUCCUAAGUGAAAGGGAGAGUCAGCACAGCCUUGGAAGCUUGAGUUCAUAUGGCUCCAGUGAGAGUGAGCCCAAGUCUGCUCAGUCUGACCCCGGGCGCUACAACCUGGAGAAGUCCCGCUUCACCUUCACACACAAAGACAGCUCUGGAUCUUUAGCAGCUUCAGUAAAAUCAGUCUCAAGUUUGGAGUCUUGUGGAAAUGGCAUUGCAGAUGAAGAACUUUUAGAAGCUGCAGAAAUUCCUCUUGAUGGGCGUGUGUUUCUAAGUGUGUGUGUCCCCUCAACGGAGGUGCAUACAGAGCCUGGAGGGACACAGUAUACACUCUACACAAUUCAGUAUGAUGCCAUCUAUUUGUGUGAGACUCCAACCAUCACCGAGGAAGGCGGAGAGGAAGGCUCCAGUGACCCACCACCAGUGUCUGAGCCUCGCAUGGUGCUGCAGACAAACUGUGUCAAGAGAAGAUUUCGUGAAUUUCACACUCUUCACGAUGCUUUAGAAGGUGACGCCAAACUACGAGCAGCAAUGAAAGGGGUUAAGGGUCCCAACAAGUGGCUCAAUCUACCCUUCAGUAAACUAGACUCUGCCACAAUUGCUACUCGUAAACAGUUCCUAGAAAAAUAUCUUCAGUCUGUCAUCCAGCGGCCUGAGGUGAAUAUAUCAACGCCUGUCAAGGAAUUCUUGGCCUAUGGUUCUGAUGCUUCAGUUUCUUUUGUCAAGAAACCUUUAGAGUUGCAUGUUCCUCGCCUAGACAAGCUCUUGGCCAAAACUGUGUCAGGUGUCUUCCAUAGCUUGAAAACAGCACUUCCUAGUUUUGAGUCUUCAGACAACCAAAGUGGAAGCUCUGAGGGUGCAGGCAGCAGCAGUGGUGGUUUAGGAACUGGCUCAGGUGGAGAUGUGAUGUUGAGGAGCAGAUCAGGGGGUGGAAUACUGAGUGAACGUAACAAGCUGGCAGCAUUUUUGUCAAGUGGGACAAAAGGAGAGUAUGAAUUGAAGCUAGACAUCACAGCAGAGGAAGAGGACUGCCAGAUUGAAGCCUUGUUGAUCAUGGAAGUCUCAGGAGCCCACCACGAUGAACUAGUAGAAUCUGCAUAUGAGGCCAGAGAAACUCGCACAGAGUCCCAGUUUUUGUCAGACCAGCUGCACCAUCAUUCUGUCGUGGUUGGCUGUUGUGACUUUGGCAAAAGGGACCAGUUGUUCCACGUGCCUCCCCACCUGCCUCCCCCGGGCCCCAGACCUCGGGGUGAUGGCUGUGAUGACGAUGAUGCUCUCUCUCGACGCAGCAGUAACCAGGACUCGGUAAAUGGAGAGGAUGGAAGAACAUCUUGGGAGAACUGGCCAUUGUCUGUCAGCAUGUUGGAUGUUAUGGUGGAGCUCUUGGCACCCUGUGACCACCCCAUCACCCGGCAGCCAUGUGUCACACUCCUCACCCGUACAUUUGCCAAGAUCGCUCACAAGUGGUUGCAGACUGAGCUUGAACAUUUGUUCAGUGAGAAUAACACAGUGGAGUAUAUCCAGACCUUAAGGGAAGCUAUUUUGGCGUCCAUUGAGGCACAGUCACCCCCACCGCCCUCAUUUGAGGAGGUCAUGGAGUCAAGAGAAAAGCUAAAAGAAGCACUAAAAGACUUCAUUCCAGGCGUGGUGCAGGUGUUGCUUGGAAGAGAGGUGACUCAGCAGGCUGCCAUGCGGGUGGUGGACUCCCUGCAGCACCCAGCAGUCAUGACUGACCUCGGCCUCCACUUGUUAGACUUGAUGGCUGCUCAGCUGCUGCCCAUUCCCCCAGACACACCUUGAAUGUUGCUGCUGUCUACACUCUGCCUCCUCACUCUUUGGAAGUGUCUGUGAGUGUCUUAAGUAUUUGACCAUGAAUGACUGGGUAUUCACAUGAAAAUGUAAAUGUUUCAGCAUUAUUCCUUCCCUCCAAAAUGUGACUUUUCAUUGAUUUGUGAUAUGGUAAUAAUGAAAUAUACUGCAGUAUAUGUAAAUAUAUUACAGCCAUGCAUUAUGUUCCUAUUUUAUGAUUAUACAACUAUGAGAUAUUAUAUGAUAGUUUUAAAACUGUUUUGGUUUGUACAUCAUAGUGCUUUAUCUCAGGAAUGGAUAGCUAUGUAUGAUUUUAAUGGCUUGUAUAUUUAUUAUAGAGUGUUCUUUCAGGCAUGGUUAAAAGCAGCAAAAAAAAAAAAAAAAAGAAAAAAAAGUUUAUUGAGCUUGAUUUACAGAUUGAAUGUAACAAAAUAAGUGAAGUACACUUUUUGUACUUUACUUUUGUGUCAUGAACACAGCAGCAAUGAAAAUUUUAUAUAAAGAUGUGGUAUAUGCAGUUAGGAAAUAUAUUAAAUGACAGUAUUUUAAAUAACAUUUGCACACACACACACACACACACACACACACACACACACACACACACACACACACACACACACACACACACA
Messenger RNA from Portunus trituberculatus (swimming crab), 5388 nucleotides. RefSeq lists its product as uncharacterized. The record is from RefSeq and is a predicted model, not a curated record. The transcript has 20 exons. Gene Ontology annotation, cellular component: intracellular membrane-bounded organelle. Lineage: Eukaryota; Metazoa; Arthropoda; Malacostraca; Decapoda; Portunidae. The coding region runs from base 761 to 4750 and encodes 1329 amino acids. Gene Ontology annotation, molecular function: phosphatidylinositol binding.